AAUUAAAUGUAUAUUAGUCUUUCAUCUUAGAAUAAGACUUGGUGGACUCAUACUUCAUUGGUACCAACAGAAACUCAUAAUAAAGUGUCUUAAGUAAUAAAUGGAGUUAACAGCUUCCAAAAUAAAGCAUCAUUAAUAUCUACUUAUUUAAGUUUGGAAGCAGUUAAUAGGAUUCCAGUUGCAAAGAAAUUAGCAAUUUAUUUUAAAGCAGCUAUCGUAGGUGUCACAUAUUUUGGAUCAAGGUAAAUGGAAAUGAGUAUAAUAUUAGAAUUGCAGCAGGAUCAAUUUAUUAAUAAAACAUAAAAUCUGAAAUUAGUCAAUUAAUGGAUGGUGCACCAAUUUGGGAAAACAAAUUUGAUGUUCCUGAAUUAGAUAAGAAAUUCUUUUUCAUUGAUGAUGAUAAUAAUUUCGAACCCUCUUUAUGGCAUCAUGGAAUGUAUGAAUUAUUUAAUUAUAAAAGCAACUCAAUCGAGAAGCCUAAGCUAUUCUACAAGCAUGAGUGAUUUUAAUCAUUUAAU
Messenger RNA from Paramecium sonneborni, 518 nucleotides. Lineage: Eukaryota; Ciliophora; Oligohymenophorea; Peniculida; Parameciidae. The record is from the annotation of a GenBank genome assembly.